UCCGUAGCUGCUGGAGAGGAACAUACUGUAUUUAGGAGUCCCCUGAGUUACAGAACAUUGCCUGCGGCCACUGUGUGUAAUUGCUGGCAGUACUCUAUGAUCUGCCCGGUGUGCUCUCGGUGUAGACAGUGAAAGAGUUAAGUGACAGUACUACAGAGCGAUGCGAGAGGCUACAGUAUCGGUCUCCAGCAAUCCACUUCCUCUCCAGUGUUAUACAGGAACCCAGCAACUUCCCUGCAAGGCACAGGUCUCCCCCAACUUCUGGCGCAGGCCCCCAGACGCUGACGCUGGAAACCGAGCAGCUGACACUCAGCACAGCUGGCAACCAUCGGUAAUCUCCUCACAGAAGGGACCGUUUAUAAUGAAUCUCCUGUUUCUCGCGUCCGUCAUAUUGUGCCCAGACAUUGUGGGACACGCUGAUGAUUUCCCAGAUCACUGUGAUGCGGAAGAUGGCGGUUAUAUAGCUGCUCCAAAGAGUCGCGCUGGAAAGAAAAGCAAUACAGCAACACAGACACCGCUCCAGACCAACAGCUUGUGGCCGAAGAUGGAGUGCAAUCUGCUGAAUCUGGACUUAGUACCUAACGCGUUUGAUGACCAGUACAAGGGGUGCUCAGAAAUAAUGGAGACAGACGUCAUGCCUAAAGUCCUAACUCAGGAGAAGGCCUUGAGCUCUGUGUUUAACACGGCGUGGAAUUGCGCCUCGGUGCAGUGGAACAAGGUGAAAGCAACCGUACAUCUUCCUAGCGAAUUUAGGGAUGAAUUUGGGAUAGCAAUCGCUGUCUACACCACAGACUGGCCGAAAGACAACCCAAUCUAUAAAGUAUUUAAUGGGAACGUCAGUCUGGCUGGAAGAUCUAGAGGAUACUACAUGCAGAACUUCCACUUUAAGGCACUGCACUUCUAUCUGACGAGAGCUCUGCAGGUGCUGAAGAAGAACUCUAGAAGACGGCACCGUGUCUACAGGGGGACGGAGGACUCUUACCACGUGUCAGAAGCCGUCUUGAGGUUCGGGAGGUUCACAUCCUCCUCGCUGGACAUAGAAGUAGCGAAAGAAUAUUACGAAGGAUUGUUCUUCAACAUCACAACUUGCUUUGGUGUCAACAUCCACAAAAUCUCUUCCUUCCCCAAAGAGCGGGAGAUCUUGAUCCCUGUGGCGGAGAAGUUCCAUUAUGUGGGGAAAGAAGGGAACAUUUAUAUCCUGAACAGCACUUGUGAGCUGUGCAGCUACUUCAACUGCGCUUAUUUAGGAGAGGAAAAGCGCAGCGUUCCGGAAUGCAGUACCGCUAUCUGAAGAGACUGUUCCACCUUGGACCUGGUGAGUUGUCCACACUGCUCUCUGCUGGCCAGUACAAGUUCUGUGUAUACUGCAGUAUGACUCUGGGACCAGAUACGUGGAUGAGUCCUCCGGAUCCUGAUAUCUCAGAAACAGAUGAGACUUGGCUUCAUAGCUGUACCCCCCUCCCAGUGCAACCAGACCACCAGGGACAGAGCAGAAUCACUUUCUCCGACCAGUGCUGGAUUUACUAUAGUGCAACAUUGGUGGUCAUCCAGGGGGCACCGCAUCACCAGCAUUAAGGCACUGUGAUAUAAUGUGAACUGAGGGUUCUGUGGGGGCAUGAAGUGAACUGGGGGCACUUCACUGUGCGGCUCAAAACAUUUGCGGUGCUGGGAGUAGUUACACGUUGUACUUUCUUCAUAACAUCACCAGAAUAUCAUACUGUAAAUUUUAUUGGCAGGGUCCCAAGUUAGUUGCCCCGAGACCCCCACAAACCUUACUCCUGAUUUAUAUGCUGUGAGUUUCCCGUCCUGAGUGUCGGACGGCAGGCGGGAAGAGAAGACAAAGCUGAUAUUUAGCAAUUUAACAGGAGAUGGUAACACCAUAAGGAUUCAUCAGGAGUGCAAAGAAGAGUAACGCUAUACUGAAAGCUGGACUCUGUACUGUACGCUGGUCACUAAGGCCUGAAUUUACCAGGGAUUGGGCUGCAUACUGUACACCAGUCACCAGGGAUUGGGCUGCAUACUGUACACUGGUCACCAGGGAUUGGGCUGCAUACUGUACACUGGUCACCAGGGAUUGGGCUGCAUACUGUACACUGGUCACCAGGGAUUGGGCUGCAUACUGUACACUGGUCACCAGGGAUUGGGCUGCAUACUGUACACUGGUCACCAGGGAUUGGGCUGCAUACUGUACACCGGUCACCAGGGAUUGGGCUGCAUACUGUACACUGGUCACCAGGGAUUGGGCUGCAUACUGUACACUGGUCACCAGGGAUUGGGCUGCAUACUGUACACCGGUCACCAGGGAUUGGGCUGCAUACUGUACACUGGUCACCAGGGAUUGGGCUGCAUACUGUACACUGGUCACCAGGGAUUGGGCUGCAUACUGUACACGGGUCACCAAGGAUUGGGCUGCAUACUCUACACUGGUCACCAGGGAUUGGGCUGCAUACUGUACACGGGUCACCAGAGAUUGGGCUGCAUACUGUACACUGGUCACCAGGGAUUGGGCUGCAUACUGUACACUGGUCACCAGGGAUUGGGCUGCAUAGUGUACACUGGUCACCAGGGAUUGGGCUGUAUACAGUACACCGGUCACCAGGGAUUGGGCUGCAUACUGUACACCGGUCACCAGGGAUUGGGCUGCAUAGUGUACACUGGUCACCAGGGAUUGGGCUGUAUACUGUACACUGGUCACCAGGGAUUGGGCUGUAUACUGUACACUGGUCACCAGGGAUUGGGCUGCAUACUGUACACUGGUCACCAGGGAUUGGGCUGUAUACUGUACACCGGUAACCAGGGAUUGGGCUGCAUACUGUACACUGGUCACCAGGGAUUGGGCUGCAUACUGUACACUGGUCACCAGGGAUUGGGCUGCAUACUGUACACCGGUCACCAGGGAUUGGGCUGCAUACUGUACACUGGUCACCAGGUAUUGGGCUGUAUACUGUACACUAGUUACCAGGUAUUGGGCUGUAUACUGUACACUGGUCACCAGGGAUUGGGCUGCAUACUGUACACUGGUCACCAGGUAUUGGGCUGUAUACUGUACACUAGUUACCAGGUAUUGGGCUGUAUACUGUACACUGGUCACCAGGGAUUGGGCUGUGUACUGUACACUGGUCACAUAGGAUUGGGCGACAUACUGAACACUGGUCACCAGGGACUGGACUCCAUACUGUACGCUGAUCACCAAGGACUAUAUUUACCAGGGAUUGGGCUGUGUACUGUACACCAGUCACUAAGGACUGGACUCACCAGGGAUUGGGGUGUAUGCUGUACACUGGUCACCAGGGAUUGGGCUGUGUACUGUACACCAGUCACUAAGGACUGGACUCACCAGGGAUUGGAGUGUAUGCUGUACACUGAUUACCAGGGAUUGGGGUAAUUGCUGUGCACUGAUCACCAGGGAUUGGGGUAAUUGCUGUGCACUGAUCACCAGGGAUUGUCCUGUAUACUGUUCACUGAUCACCAGGGAUUGUGCUAACCUAUAUAUGAAUAACAGUACAUAAUUUCAUGAGUGUGAUAGCGACAUGAAAGAUGACAUGAUCAACUAUAAAACUAGUGAUUCUUAAAUCGCACGUCAAUUGUGAAUAGACUUCAUAUAUAUUUCUAGAAUUUUUGGAGCCCUUAGGUAUUAUAGAAAUACUAGUUUUCUAUCAAAAUAGAUAACAUAUUGUUAUGCUGUUUGAUUCUGUUUAUAAUAUGAGUUAUUUUUUAGGCAUAUUGCUGAUUGUUUACCACCUGCUGUGUUAGGAACCAGGCACUCACCCUCACUUCAUUUACAUGCAGCACCAGACAAAAGGCUUUGUUUGGGAAUGUCCGGUCAGUUAAUUGUAGUUUCCUGUUGACAGAAUUCCAUAAUUGAAUGUACAUUGUAAUUGAUACUACACUAGAACCCUUCUCAGGUUUCUGAGUGGAAUUAACAUCCUAUUAAUCUGUGUGUGGCAGACGUAUAACCUAACAUCAAAAGAAAAACACAACUCGCAAUAUGUUGUAAUAUGCACAUAUCUCAACACAGAUCUUGUCUCUGUUAUCUGAUGCCAUGUCUGUGGCAUCAAUAAUUCUGAUCCCUCCACUGUAGGGAUAGUGAAAGCCGUUUCUGUUCACCAGAAUGGCAUCCUCUUGGAUACACUAUCCUGACAGGGGUUGCUUAAUAAAAGCUUCAUCUCUUACUGGGGCUGAGUCACACGCUGCUGCAGCCAUUUUAACAUAUUUUGCUGUAGUCCCGUCCGCAACUUUAUACUCACGCUAACAUCAGCCCUUCCACCGGUGUACAUCCUGGCACAAUCAUCUAGUUUGAUGCAUCUUUAUACACCACCAUUAGUUGCACCAUGGCAACUUGCAGCAAACCCAUGAUACAUGCAGAUUAUCCGUUAACGUAUGGCCUCCUUUACAGGGGAUUAAACGGCUGAGUUUACAAUCAGUCAGACCACCCCCUCAUGACACUCCCAUAGGACUGUGCAACUGUGUAGUGAGAUUUACUAAGCUCCAGAACACAUGCAGAUCAUUGCAGAACUUGGCCUCAGUAGCUAACUCCUAUAGCUUACAGAUGGCACAAUUUCCCAGGAGAGGGAUCAGUAGGUUGCUCGUACCUGCGCAGUCUGAUGACAACACAUGCGCAGUAGCUCCGGGGUCCUGAAGUGGAAAGUACAGAGAUCAUAUCAGUGUUCGCUGGUACAGAAUGCAGGGACGGGCUCCGAUUCCUGUGUGUGUUUCUUCAUACGUCCCGAUGAUACAUCACUACUUAUUGCCGCAAUAAGCACCUGCCAUCAGUCAGCAGUUGGUUAACGAGUCGACUUGUUAAAAUUCAACAUGUUUUUCCCCUGAUGCAAAGUUACUGCCCUUUUAUUUGUUUUGCUCUCAAAUCAGAAUCAGCUGCAUAAUGAAGGGGGGUAAAAAGGUAAAAGUCAGUAUUCAGCGACCAUGAUCUAACGUGACGAUUACUGAGGGACUAAUAGUCCAGAGGGACUAAACAUCCAAAGCAGGAUCUACAAAUUGAUUACAAAGGAAUAGGGAGUAUAGGGAUUUUGGCUCAGGUAAAGGAGUAGGCACUAGGCGGCACUCAUGUUGCACAGUGGCCAGUGAUAAGACCUCCCUCUGUUAGAUAGGUAAAUAGAUGUUGGUCAAAAAAUUUUUGUGAAGAAGUCCUUCGUGGCACUUCUAGUUAGACGGUUGCUGCCUUCUCAGUCCACUAAUGAACCUAUCCCAGAGGGUUCGAAGAUUAUAGAGAAAAGAUCUGUGGUUGUGUGGACUAGAUGGCGUUCAAGUGGUGAAGGUGAUAC
Molecule: messenger RNA, 5282 nt
Organism: Pseudophryne corroboree (corroboree frog)
Lineage: Eukaryota; Metazoa; Chordata; Amphibia; Anura; Myobatrachidae
Product: ecto-ADP-ribosyltransferase 5-like
Exons: 6
Coding region: 161-1291 (376 amino acids)
Molecular function (GO): NAD+ poly-ADP-ribosyltransferase activity; NAD+-protein-arginine ADP-ribosyltransferase activity
Source: RefSeq, a predicted model, not a curated record